Seminavis robusta is the source of this 1236-nucleotide messenger RNA. The record is from the annotation of a GenBank genome assembly. Lineage: Eukaryota; Bacillariophyta; Bacillariophyceae; Naviculales; Naviculaceae.
AUGCUUCCGGCCGCUGCACAGCGUGGGUUGAAUAGUACCGGUACUGAUACUAGUAGUCCCGAGGCUCCAAGUCCUCGGCAAAGCCCCAUUUUGGAUGCUGCCGCUCUGGAGGCUGCAGAGUGGGUUAAUGACUAUCCGAAUCAAUCAACUGUAGAGCAACGCGCACAACUCUUUGCGUUGGUGGCUUUUUACUACACAACGCAGGGAGACUCAUGGCAGAUCAAUGACGAUUGGUUGUCUUACGAGGUGUCUGAAUGCGAGUGGUUCAAUCAAGCUGAAGAAGAUGCAUGUGACAGUGAGUCAAGACUUGUGGCGCUAGCGUUGAGUGAGAACAACUUGGGCGGCUUGCUGUCUCCCGACCUUUCCAGAUUAAGUUCCUUGAAGGAACUUGAUCUGAACGACAACAGAAUUGGAGGGUCUUUUCCAAGUGAAUUUGGCCUCAUGACUGAUCUGGUAAUUUUGAGUUUGGGUGACAACUUUCUGAAUGGAACCAUCCCGACCCAAAUAGGGUUGAUGAGUUCGCUGGAGGUUCUAGAGUUGCAAGGCAAUGAGCGACUUGCUGGAUCUCUCCCUCAAGAGAUCAGUGGCCUGGAGAACUUAACAAGCUUGAAUUUGAUGAAUACGUCUAUGACAGGAACUCUUCCUCCAAGCAUCUGCAAUAUUACCGACCUAAGCUUUACAUGUGGCAUUCCAGGAGGGCUGUGUGGUUGCGGUUGUGAAUGCGCCGAAGCGGCCCCGCAACCAACCAGUGCACCUACCUUUGAACCUUCGGUACGGCCCUCUCAAGUGCCCAGUAAAGAACCCACGAGAAGCCCAACAAGGAGUCCAACUAGAAGACCGACCAGACGUCCCACAAGGCGGCCCACGAGGAGACCGACAAGACGUCCGACUAGAAGGCCGACCAGACGACCUACCAGAAGACCCACAAGGCGGCCGACUAGAAGACCAACAAACAAUCCCACGCCUCUGCCAACCAUAGGGCGCAUCUUGACGCCGGGUCCAACUCGUUUUCCCACGCGUCGUCCAACGCAGGAACCAUCGGCUUUCCCCACGUUCAGUUGUGAGUGUAGCUUGGAGCCAGGCCCCUGUGUGAGAGAAUAUGAGCUCCAAUGGUGCGAAUCCCUCCUUGCGGAUGGCAGAUGUUCCUGCAUUGCAACUUACGAUACCUGCCCCAGGACAUAUUUAUGCAUUCCCGAUGUGAAUGUGGAACGAAUUGGGAACCCGCCCCCUUCAUAG